Molecule: messenger RNA, 312 nt
Organism: Phytophthora infestans T30-4
Lineage: Eukaryota; Oomycota; Peronosporomycetes; Peronosporales; Peronosporaceae
Exons: 4
Coding region: 1-312 (103 amino acids)
Source: RefSeq, a predicted model, not a curated record
AUGUCUGCCAUAGACGCCGACGGUGUGUGUGUGAAUGUUUUGGCUGCACCAGUACCAGACUCGACCAAGUCUCGCCAGGCAUGGAACCAGUGGCUUGUGGCAACGCGAGGAACAACAGUGACGCCCAUGAUUUAUGAGUAUGGCAUGGCCAUUGCGUCGGCAAAAGAUCGGGACAAGUUUAUGAAGGCAUGCAUUUUGCCCGAGGAGACGAAUCGUGCUGGCGCUGCAGCAGAGUCGUCAGUGCGAGAUGUGGUGGCGGAUCUCAGGCAGAAAUGGGAUCCAACUUACCAACUGCGCCCAGACACCGACUAA